UGAGCGCUGCUGGGUGAAACCAGGGAGUGGUGUAACCUGAGCUUAGGUUUGUUUACCAGCUACACAGAGGAGGGGAGAAGUAGCAGAGACAGCAGCCAAAGUCAUAACAGGGCCCAGCCGCCCCACCCCUGACAUAACAGGUCCGUGCAACCCCGUGUGAGUCACGGCACAUCCAUAAGGUGCGGCUGGCCAGCAGCAGUAAGCGGCCCUGCCUAUCCCCAGUGUCAGCACUCGCCUGAGUGAGAGCAGAGAGGAGACACGCACUAUCGCUCACCGGCCAGUGUAGCUUGUUCUGCUCGGACCACACAUCUACAACAUGUUCAAGUGCGGCAUCGCCUAUCCCAGGUGCAAAUGGAUCCUGCCCCUGCUCCUGCUCUUCGCAAUCAUCUUCGAUAUCAUCGCCCUGGCCGGCAAGGGCUGGGUGGAGACGGAGUCCGGCAGGGAGUAUGCCUCUCUCUGGGAAGCGUGCAAGGUGUACAAUAAUCACUGUGAUUCCAUCCAGGACUUCGCGUGGGGCAAAGCAGCAGCUGCUCUUCUGAUCAUUGGCUUUAUCAUCCUCAUCUUAUGCUUCAUAGUCUCCUUUAUUGCACUGUGUUCACCACGGAUUUCACUGCUGAGAAUAAUUGGAGCACUUCUCUUCUUGGCUGUUAUUUUGCAGAUAAUUGCACUUGUCAUUUAUCCUGUCAAAUUCACAUCCGACCUCGCCGUAUCUCCUUCUGAAAACUACCUGUAUAGCUGGACCUACGGCUUUGGUUGGGGCAGUACUAUCAUCAUGUUUGGCUGCGGAAUCUUCUUUUGCUGUCUCCCCAAUUUUGAGGAUGAACUACUGGGCAAUGUCAAGACCAAAUACUUCUAUACAUCCUCCUAAAUUUAGGACUACAACAGGUUUUCUUUUUUUUUUUUUUCCUCUCCCCCUUUAACGUUUGGAAAGAGAUGGACAUAUUUUGAUAUCCUCAUCUGGUGUUCCUAUUCUAUCGGACAUAUAUACAUAUAUUUUAUCUAUUUGGUUUGUGCUUUUAACUAGAAAAUGUAUUUGUUCCAUUAGCUAUAUAUUUUUCUAUAACAAAUAUUUGUAUGUGACAUCGGCAAGUAUGUACCCUGCCUCAUGGGCCCUACACACUGGCAGAAUUCACUGAACGAUAUGAAUGUUCUUGUUCAGUAAUGAACGAGAACUUGUUCAUAUCAAUCAGUGUGGAGGCAGCAACAAUGCACGGCCCCGCGCUCGUUCAUCGUUGGUUCCCCGUCGCUUAUGCAUGCAGGCCAAUAUGUACAAUAUCGUCCAUAUUCGCAUGCACUGCUAUGGAGCUGGGUGACGUGGGGAGUGAAGAAACUUCACUCAGCUGCAUCCCCCCCUUCCCCUGCCGCUGGGUCAGGCGCUGGCCGUAUCUGCCUUCGGGCACCUUGGCGGCACAUAUCCAUAUGUGUAGGGCUCAUUAGAAUAAAGCAUUCUGUAUUAUUGUAAAUUGUAAGACAUUGUUUAAAGGUCUUCAUAGUAUUUUCAAAAGUUAAAGGGCUACAUUUUAACUUCUAGAAAUAAGAACACAUUUUAACUGCACAGACCACCGUAUCAAUAAUUGUACAAUGCAAUUCCUUUCUUUUUGUUUUUAAUGCUUUUGCACAUGUUGCUUAUUUUAACUAUUAGCAUUAAGGGUAGAAGUUGUAUGAUAUCUUUUUUUUUUAUUUUCUUUUAAAGUUAAUUGGGGAAAUUAAAGAAUUGGACAGUGGAAAAAAUGAUUGGUUAACAACACUCCCUCAAAAAUAAAUGACUUCUCACUGAGACCUCAAUCAAGCACUCAGUCUGUUUUUUUGUUUUUCAGAAAUGCAUGCAUAGUUCUAAGCAAUAUAAUCACUGACUGCCUUUAGCCAACUUCAGUUUCUUGGCAAAUACAUUAAGGUCUGCAGUUUUGUCAAAGUGUAUUGCCUUAUCUUUGUAGCUUUCCAACAAAGGCACUAUAUAAGCCUCAUUAAACCCUUUCUGAAAAGCAUGGAGAGAUAAGGCUCCUGACCAGCAUAUUCUGCUGAUCACAGCUGCACCUCUGUUUAGGCUCCAGAAACACUGACCGGGAAAGUGCACUUCAUUAAAGAUCUCCUCGCAAGGUAAUCAGUGACCAAACGAAGAGAGUACUAAAGAGUAAAUGGUCUAUUUUCUUUACUAUUUUCCUGGACAGUAGUAACUUUUGUUGCAAAUAUUUCUAUGGCCCAGUGAGCAGAACCAUCUGGGAAAUUUUAGACUGAGCAAUAACUUAUUCAUAUGGUUAUGUGACAUCGAUGGUCACUGACUUUCACAAAUAUGCAACGUAUAAAGUAACCGCAAAUCUACCAGUGAGAGAUUAAUUCUCCAAACUGUCAUUUGUUUACAAAAGGAUAUAACGCUCUUAAUUUGGUGGGUGCUAAAAAAAAAAUGCUGAUUUUAAUUACCUAGUGCAUCAUAUAUUCAUAUGUUUUCUUCUUGUUCUAUUGAAAACCUUUAGAAAGCCUACAAAAUGAAUAGUCAAAUUCAACUCCUGACCUAUAAAUUAUGAUGAAAAUCUCCAUAACCAAGAACAGGAUUUAUGAGAGGCAAUAUAAAUUCUAUGCUAGUUUAAUGCAAAUACGUGCAACUAUAUCCCUUUUUGGGUAUGAUCGCUCAUUGCACUUAGAGCCAUUCUCAUUAGGGAUUGUAGGAACUAGAACACACAUAGAUAGAUAUACUGUAUACAGUAUAUCUAUCAGCUACUGAGAAAUGUAUAUACCAGAUAUAGCUUUAUACUAUCCAGCAUUGUAGGUUAUACAGUUAGUGAGUUGUAUCUUCAAACUGCCUGAUCUUAAACAAAGCCUGGACCAACACCAUGUUUCUGUGGGAUUAUUCUUACAUCUGUAUGACAUUAGAAACAGGAUGGGUGUGGCUCCGCACCAUUCAAGAAUAGAAAUAAGUCAAUUAGUAAGAAAAACCAGCAUUCAUGAGAUAUAGUGACUAACUGUCCCAAUUAAUGCUGCUGGCGGUGCACCAUAAAGUCAGUAAGUAAACUGAAAUACAGAUAAAAGAGAAAAGAAAGUACUUUCUUUGGCGCACUCUUGAAAGAGAAUAUAUUAAAUUCGUAUGAAUUGAUAAUGUUAAGGAAUAUAAAACAUUCAUUUUAUUUAAUCUAUUACAGGUUGAGUAUCCCUUAUCCAAAAUGCUUGGGACCAGAGGUAUUUUGGAUAAGGGAUUUUUCCGUAUUUUGGAAUAAUUGCAUACCAUAAUGAGAUAUCAUGGCGAUGGGACCCAAGUCUAAGCACAGAAGGCAUUUAUGUUUCAUAUACACCUUAUACACACAGCCUGAAGGUCAUUUAAUACAAUAUUUUUAAUAACUUUGUGUAUUAAACAAAGUUUGUGUACAUUGAGCCAUCCGAAAACAAAGGUUUCACUAUCUCACUCACUCAAAAAAGUCUCUGUAUUUCGGAAUAUUCCGUAUUUCGGAAUAUUUGGAUAUGGGAUACUCAACCUGUAAUAUAAAGUCUCCUGAAAUGUUGUUUAAAAUGAACUGAUGAAUAUCCGUUUGAUUCGUGCGGAAGGGAUAGCGGUGAUGAUGGUAUUGUAAUUGUAGUCCUAGAUUGAAUUUAAAUCAGCGUACCUCUGGUCCUAGAUUGGCCAAGACAUUUGUCCAAUCUAGGACCAGAUCUUUAGAGGUACGCUGAUUUAGGUUCAGUAUAGGUCUACAAUUCCAAUACCAUCAUCACCGCUAUCCUUGCCGCACGAAUCAUCAAACGGAUAUUCAUCAGUUCAUUUUAAACAACAUUUCAGGAGACUUUAUAUUAAUAGAUUUAAAUAAGUUAUGUUUUAUGUUCCUUAACAUUAUCAAAUCAUACAAAUUUUCUAUAUUCCCUUGCAAGAGUGCGCCAAACAAGAAAGUGCUUUCUUUUCUCUUUUUUUCCCUGUAUUCCAUCUGUAUAACAUUGUCAGUAGGGCUUUGGAAGGAGAUAAGGCAAGAUGUGAACAUUGUGGGUACAAGUGAAUCUAACUUAAAAGCUUACAAUUCAAUACAGUCAUAGAAGCUACAGUAGGUAACCUACUAUUUGAUGACCUAAAUUAGACCAAUACAAAGUGGAAAUAAAAUGUCCUAGUUCCUUACAGCUGUAUCUGUACUGUAAAUAUUCCAGUAACAUGAGGGAACAUAACUGUCUAUUUUACAAAAAGUGUUUAAAACUAUUAUAGAAAUACCAAAUGAUUUGUACUGUACCGUUGUUUCCAUAUCUGAUUUUUUGGCUUGCCUUUUUACUAAAAUAAAUGUAAAACCAAGAA
Messenger RNA from Pseudophryne corroboree (corroboree frog), 4261 nucleotides. RefSeq names its product p53 apoptosis effector related to PMP22 (gene PERP). NCBI's taxonomy places the organism in Eukaryota, Metazoa, Chordata, Amphibia, Anura, Myobatrachidae. Gene Ontology annotation, cellular component: membrane; cell-cell junction. The record is from RefSeq and is a predicted model, not a curated record. The coding region runs from base 317 to 868 and encodes 183 amino acids. Gene Ontology annotation, biological process: cell-cell adhesion. The transcript is spliced from 3 exons.